ACUUUCCCUCACUGAGGCAUCAUGGGAUGAAAAUUCAAAAUGGCCGCCGUUGGUUAGAGUGCCUGGUUGUCUUGAGUAGUACUUCGUUAUUCCAGAUGAGGAAAAAAUGCCGGUCACUCGCAAGAUUAUAGGCAGGGGAACAGGCAGGGUGAAGUCAGUUCCUGCAGCUGGUAGAGGGAGGGGUGCAGUUGGAAGGGGAAGCAGGAGAACUGUGAGAGGAAAACGUGCGCCUUCUCCUGUCUACUCAGAGGCUGGCUUCUCUCUGUACUCCACUGACUCAGAGGACCAGGUCACAUCAACCAACAAAGGUCUGGACCGCUGCGCUGCUCUCCUGGGGGACAUCCUCAGUAGAGAACCUGCUGAUGCGUCUGGUGCACAAGGUUCUAAACAGAAACCAACCAAGCAGCCAAAAGUUAAGACAAAAGCCAACCCUGCCAAGACUAAAGCACCCCAGGGUAAGACAAAGAUAACCAAGUCUGCUGCAAAGAAAACUACUCUUCAACACCAAACCUCGACCAGAGGUUCCCCUGAAAAAGCCAAGCAGGGAAACUUGUCACCGUAUGCCUUCAGGGUGCCUACAGCUCCAGUACAAGGUCCAGUGUUACAGCAGCAGGUGGCAUCAGCUGCUCAGAGAACCCUUUUCAAUGAACGCAUCCCAAGUUCCACCCCUAACCUCUCCCCUGACCCCAAGAGGCCCCCCACCCCAAACACACUACUCCAAAUGCUGCGUGCUCAAAAUCAUGGUCCUGUGCAAAACGUCCCUGUGCCUCACUCCCCACCUCAAAAGGAAGGGGGCCAAUAUCAACAGGGGAAAGAUUUUGAUGCUACACCUUCUUACCCAGAAUCCACCCAUCCUGCUGUGCAACCCCCACAGUAUGAUCAGCUACAAUCUCUGCAACACGCGCAUUUGGGCAACCCUCAAAACUAUGUCCCCAACCAGCCUCAGCAGCCAUAUAUCAACCAGCAGACUUAUCAACAGCCUCUGAGUUAUCAUCACCCAGGCGCUAACAAUGGUCGAUAUCACCCACCGUCUAUAGGUGACGUUAUUGGUUAUCCUGUACCUACUCCUACUCACCAUGAAUAUAUCACAACCAAUGGCCAUCCUGCACCUACUCGACAUGACUAUGCCACAACCAGCGGCCAAGCAGAUGGGAGAGAACAGUUAGAUAGCAUUCCCGUCCGAGAUCGUGAAAACGUUAGCCCAACACGACGGUCUCUCUUUCAAUCCGGAGGACCUGUUGCUAACCAUACGCCAGGGAAUCGAUCAUUUGGGAGUGAAACCAAUCAAGAGCAGGACGAAACUCUGACCUCAAGUCCAAAACGAUCAACCUCACGUCUUUCGGAAAAGAAAACGCCGCAAACGAGCCCCGGAAAAUCUCUGCAGACGUUGAGGUAUCUCCUGAGGGAGUUGCAGGCUGCAGGGGAUGACCCGGAAGUGAAACGUUUGUCACAGGAAGUGGAGAGGAUUGUGGGACAGCUACCAGAGACCAGGAGGGCUGCUGACAUGCAGACUGACAUCAACCUGGCACUUCAGCCUCUCAGAAGUGAGAACAGCCAGCUGAGGAGGAGAGUCCGUAUUCUGAACCAGCAGCUCAGGGAGAAGGAGAGGGCUGAGAGGGAGAACAGGGCGCCUGACUUCAGCUUUGAGGUCGAGUCCCUGCGAUCCCUGAACAUGUCCCUGGAGAAGCAGCUGCAGGACCAGGCCGGCCAGCAGGAGGCGCUGCAGUGCAGGGUGGAGGACCUGAGGCGGGAGUGCGACCAGCUCAGACUGGACAACAAGAACCUGAUGGACAUGGUGGGGCAGAAGGACACCCAGAGCCUCAACACCAAGGCGGAGUGGGACGCCCAGAUGGCCAGAGUUAAACAAGAUGUGAGUGCUACCUUACAGCAGGUCCAGGGCCUGAAGCUAAAGUUAGAGGCAGUAGAGAUGGAGAACGGAACCCUCCUGGUGAUGUUUGUUUAUGUGAGCACUACCUUACAGCAGGUCCAGGGUCUGAAGCUGAAGUUAGAGGCAGUGGAGAUGGAGAAUGGAGCCCUCCUGGUGAUGUUUGUUUAUGUGAGUGCUACCCUUCAACAAGUCCAAGGUUUGAAGCUGAAGCUAGAAGCAGUAGAGAUGGAGAAUGGAACCCUCCUGGUGACUAUCAGACAGAAGGAUGCAGAGAUUAGGAGACUGGAAAUUCUCACAAGGGACCUCCACUCCAGCAUGUCCUACCUGCUGCGGGACCUGCAGAACUCAGGACCGGGCACCAGGAAUGUGGAUGGGCUCACUUUGGAGAGGGUGGAGCACUUCCUCAGGACACACAGUGUGGACAGCGUCCUCCAGCUUGCAAGUCCUGAGGGGGGUCAGCCCAACUUCUACGGCAGCCCAACACGCCGGACAGCGGAAAGCGACUUGCCUGGUCAACCGCAACCCCUCCCGACCAAUCACCAUGGCAGCGGGAUGCCACGGCAACAAGAACCACGCCCUUCGGGUGGCCAGUUGCCACGGCAACCCUACAGCUCUCAGUCACAUGCUACCAGCUAUGGUCAUCCAUCACGCCUCCCCAGUUACCAUGGCAACAAAUCUCCACGGCAGCAGUCUGAACCACGCCUCCCAAGUUACCGUGGCAAUUCGUCACCAAGGCAACAGUCUGAACCACCUCCCACAGCUGGUCCACAGGCAGAGCUACCCAAGACUCCAGCGUCUGUAAAGAGGGCCUUACAGUUCGAGGAUGUGAACGGAAGGAAGAGCGAAGACGUCACGGGAAGUUCUCUGACAGAACAGCACCUGGCUGACCAUCAGAGGAGUAUUGAGGAGAAAAGUGUCCCAAAGUUUGGUGUCGGUAACAACGACGUUCCUGCAAGCUAUGAUCACUCUCAACAAGGUUUAACUAGAGAGGCUAUAUCCGCACACGACAGAUCAGGACAGCAGUAUACUGUCCCAGCGCCCCCCUCCCCCAAAAAGCAAGGUGUAGGAACUCAGGGUGUUCUGGCUCACUCGUUCAACGGUUAUCCACCGUCCGACUUUGACCAUGACUCCACCAUGUACGCUUCCCUACCCUCCAAUGUGGGGAGACCGCAGUGGAAGCCAACACCAACAAAAGUGUUCAUGGACAGAAAGCCAGCAGCACAAAAACAUCAAGAAAACGGUGGAACAAAACUGCAGUGGUACCAGUCACAGUUCUCCCAACCUUACAAAGAAAACAUUCCAGAUCGAUCUACAAAUGCUCGCUCUUUCAGACCAGAUGGUGCUGACGUCAGCAGACCGAACUCGAAACAGGACCAUCUCUUCAGAGGCACCGUGUUGGACAGUUCUCUGAGCACGGUCAACGACAUAGAGGCGCAGUCGAUAACUUCAGAGACGACUGUCACGUCACAGGACGAGAGAGUCUUCCAACAGGAGCUUGCUGAGUUGGACGCCAACAUUGCAAAGGUGCAGGCAAGUCUGAAAGGAGCUGUGACUUUCAAACUGCCAUAA
Molecule: messenger RNA, 3457 nt
Organism: Branchiostoma floridae (Florida lancelet)
Lineage: Eukaryota; Metazoa; Chordata; Leptocardii; Amphioxiformes; Branchiostomatidae
Exons: 15
Coding region: 107-3457 (1116 amino acids)
Biological process (GO): protein localization to centrosome
Cellular component (GO): centriolar satellite
Source: RefSeq, a predicted model, not a curated record